AUGGCAGCAGCACCCCAGGGUAUGCCUGAUUUAUCGAAUGCAAUCGUCGCCCAAGAUGAAAUGGGUAGACCGUUCAUUAUCGUUAGAGAUCAGGGAAAGAAACAGAGGAAACAUGGCAUUGAAGCAACUAAAUCGCAUAUUCUAGCUGCCAGAUCAGUUGCAAAGAUUGUCAAAAGCUCUUUGGGACCCAGGGGACUUGAUAAGAUUUUGAUAAGUCAAGAUGGCGAUAUCACUAUAACCAAUGAUGGUGCAACUAUUCUCUCCCAGAUGGAUUUGGAUAAUCAAAUUGCUAAACUUUUGGUUGAGUUGUCCAGGUCUCAAGAUGAUGAGAUUGGUGAUGGUACCACAGGUGUUGUUGUAUUAGCAAGUGCUCUAUUAGAUCAAGCGUUGGAAUUGAUUGAAAAGGGAAUACACCCAAUCAAGAUUGCUAAUGGAUUUGAUGAGGCUUGUAAGAUUGCAGUUGAGCAAUUGAACAACGUUGCGGAUGAAGUCACCAUUGACAACAAGUCGAAUCUUUUGAAGGCAGCAAAAACAUCUCUUGGCUCAAAAAUUGUUUCCAAAGCACAUGACCAUUUCGCUCACAUGGCAGUGGAUGCCGUACUUGCUGUUGCCGAUAUCGACAGAAGAGACGUUGAUUUCGAAUUGAUCAAAGUCGAAAAGAAAGUCGGUGGUUCCGUGGAAGACUCCAGAUUGAUCAAAGGUGUUUUGUUGGACAAGGAUUUUAGUCAUCCGCAGAUGCCAAAGGUGGUAAGAGAUUGCAAAAUAGCAAUUUUAACCUGUCCAUUUGAACCCCCAAAGCCAAAGACGAAGCACAAAUUGGACAUUUCCACCGUUGAAGAAUUCAAGGUACUACAAGAAUACGAACAAAAAAAGUUUCAGGAAAUGAUUGAUCUGGUAAAAGCAUCUGGAGCAAAUGUUGUUGCCUGUCAAUGGGGUUUUGAUGAUGAAGCAAACCACCUAUUGUUAGCCAAUGGAUUGAAUGCAAUCAGAUGGAUUGGAGGGUCAGAAUUGGAACUUUUGGCAAUUGCCACCAACGGUCGUAUUGUUCCCCGAUUCGAAGACUUGACUGCCGACAAGUUGGGUAAAGCUGGUGUUAUCAAAGAAUUAGAAUUUGGAACCACCAAAGACCACAUGUUGGUAAUAGAAGAAUGCUCCAAUACCAAAGCAGUUACUUGUUUUAUCAGAGGAUCUAACGAAAUGAUCAUAUCUGAGGGAGUCAGAGCUUUACACGAUUCCUUAUGCGUUGUACGUAAUUUGAUCAGGGAGAAUAGUGUUGUUUAUGGAGGAGGUGCAGCAGAAAUUACUUGCUCUUUAGCAGUAUCUGAAGCGGCUGACAAACAAAAGGGAAUCGACCAGUAUGCAUUUAGGGCAUUUGCAGCUGCAUUGGAUACCAUCCCCUUGACAUUAGCUGAAAAUUCUGGGUUAGACCCAAUCGAGACUUUGAGUUACCUAAAGGCGAAACAAGUGAAUGAAAAUAACUCACGUUUGGGAGUUGAUUGUCUAGGUAAUGGCACCAAUGAUAUGAAGGAAUUGUUUGUGAUUGAUCCAUUAAUUGGAAAAAAACAACAAUUAUUGUUAGCCACUCAAUUAACUAGAAUGAUUUUGAAGAUUAAUGAUGUGAUUAUUAGUGGAACAGAUGAAUACUGA
Messenger RNA from Lodderomyces parapsilosis, 1647 nucleotides. It is a transcript of the gene CCT5, whose product is annotated as chaperonin-containing T-complex subunit. Gene Ontology annotation, biological process: protein folding. Gene Ontology annotation, molecular function: ATP-dependent protein folding chaperone; ATP hydrolysis activity; ATP binding. Bases 1 to 1647 code for a protein of 548 amino acids. Gene Ontology annotation, cellular component: chaperonin-containing T-complex. The transcript has a single exon. The record is from RefSeq and is a predicted model, not a curated record. Lineage: Eukaryota; Fungi; Ascomycota; Pichiomycetes; Serinales; Debaryomycetaceae.